CGGGAGAGAAAGAGAAUGGUAACGUAGAGAUCCGGUUAGCGGGAUUACUUGACGCCAAUUACCAACUGUACUACUUAAAUAAGAAUAUCAUCAAAAUGAUGAAGCUGAGCGAAACAAUGGCGUAGGUAGCCAAGUAUACGUUCGGAUGUGCGGUCUACGAAGAGUUUCGUCGACAUUUAAUCAAGGAUUGAAGAUUGAAUUGAAAUGUCGAACCGCGACCCGGACAACUUGAUGGAAACGAAUGACGAGCGAUUCGAUUAUCUGUUUAAGAUUGUGCUUAUCGGUGAUUGUGGUACGGGGAAAACAUGCGUCGUUCAGAGAUUUAGAUCUGGCACGUUCAUCGAGAAGCACGGCAAUACGAUCGGUGUCGACUUUUCCAUGAAAACCGUGCUGAUCGAUAACAAGAAAGUCAAGUUACAAAUAUGGGACACAGCUGGUCAGGAGAGAUUUCGUACUAUAACUCAAAGUUAUUACAGGUCUGCUAACGGUGUUAUCGUAGUUUACGAUAUUACAAAGAGAUCUACGUUUUUAAGUUUACAACAUUGGGUAGAAGAAGUGCGCAGGUAUUCUUCGUCGCACGUGUUAUUAGUCUUAGUUGGUAACAAAUGUGAUUUAGAAAAUUUGCGGGAAGUGGAGAAGGGCGAGGCAGAAGCUCUUUGUCAAUAUCUUCCCGAAGUGCUACAAGUCGUGGAGACAUCCGCCAAAGAGAAUACCAAUAUUGAUAACGUAUUUUUCUAUCUGGCGUCCGAGCUCAAGAGAAGACACGAAAAUCGCCAAAUAAACGCUAGCGAGGAUGAAACUGUAAAACUUGGCGGGGGUACGAAGUUAUCCUCCUGCUCGAGCUGUCCGUUUAAAAUAGUUUAAAACUCACAAGUCGAAAUUUGUAUAUAAAUCGAUCGAACGGUGUACAACAAUUUUUGAUAACAACUCGAUUAUUGAUAGAAGUGGAUCUUACUGCGGUAUCGAGCCAGGUAUUCCGUGUCGCGGUUUUAUCGGAUAUUUAGACAUCGCAUAAUUUUGUAAAUAACAAGCGUUUAGAUUUUACAAACACGAAAACGACGUACUUCAACGUAUUUAUAGACGCACUAGAAAUGGAUACUCUUAUUUAUUUGUAACAAAGCGAAUCUCAGAAAGCACACAAAUAAUAUAUUUUUUUAAACGAA
Ceratina calcarata is the source of this 1163-nucleotide messenger RNA. RefSeq names its product RAS oncogene family member Rab19 (gene Rab19). The transcript is spliced from 5 exons. The record is from RefSeq and is a predicted model, not a curated record. Gene Ontology annotation, molecular function: GTPase activity; GTP binding. The coding region runs from base 205 to 864 and encodes 219 amino acids. Lineage: Eukaryota; Metazoa; Arthropoda; Insecta; Hymenoptera; Apidae.